AUGACAUGCAUGAAGUUGGGUUCUAAAGCAGAUGUGUUUCAGUUGGAGGGCCAAAGUUGGGUCUGCACCACUAGCCUUCCGAGUGAUGUUCGUGUCGAAGUUGGAGAGACGUCCUUUCAUCUUCACAAGUUUCCUCUUCUAUCAAGGAGCAAGUUGUUGGAGGGAAUCAUCCGUGAUCAAGCCAAGAAUGUCUUAUCUCUCCAUGAUCUACCCGGUGGAGCCGGCUCCUUCCUCCUUGUAGCCAAGUUUUGCUACAAUGUCAAGUUUGAGCUCACUGCAACCAACGCGGUGAGCUUGAGAUGCGCAGCUGAGCACCUCCAAAUGACAGAGGAAUAUGGAGAAGGAAACCUCAUAUCUCAGACAGCAGCCUUUCUCGAGCAAGUUCUCAAUAGUUGGGAGGGCACCGUGCAAGCCCUUGAGACCUGCGAGGCAGCUCUUCCCUUCUCGGAGGAGCUUGGCAUUAUCACAAGUUGCAUUGACUCCCUCGCUGCCGAGGCCUGUGAGGAAAGGGGGGGCUGUUUGCCUCACCGCGCCCACCAGAGCCCUGUGUGGAAUGGAAUACACUCAGCCUCUGAGCCUUGUUCCCCGGCUGGGGACUGGUGGCACGAUGACGUGGUUGUGCUCAACCUCUCCCUCUUCAAGAGAGUGAUAGACGCCGUUUCUUGCAAAGGGAUGGCGCCUAGCAGGAUAGGUGUCUCUCUCAUGCUUUAUGCUAAGAGGCAUCUCCCUUUACAUGGGAUAUCAAGGUCAGGUAGCUUUUGUGAAAGGGAGCAUGAAUCGGCUCAUUCGUUGUCUGAGGCUGAGCAGAUGACUCUAGUGGAGGAGAUCACCGAGCUGCUCCCCAAUCAGAAGGGGGCUACUCCUACUAGAUUUGUGCUCAAGCUUCUCAAGUUUGCUAUGAUCUUGGAUGCUAGCACCGGGUGCAGGGAGACACUGGAGAGACGGGUUGGGGCACAACUAGAUCAAGCGGCUCUGCAUGACCUUUUGAUCCCGAAUACUCUCCCCAUGGAGGAGACCCUCUAUGACGUGGAGUGUGUGCAGAGAAUAGUUGAUUACUUCUUGGAUAUGGCUGGAGAUGAGGAGUACGAGGGGGAUGAGGAGCAGUCUACGGGAGGGUUUGAUUCUCCCCCAAUUAUGAGCGUUGUGGCAAAUUUGUUGGAUGGAUACCUAGCUGAGGUUGCAAAUGAUGCUAACUUGAAGUUGGAAAAUUUUGUGCUGCUUGCAGCUUCGCUCCCGGAAUAUGCCAGGUCGUUGGAUGAUGGGAUCUACCGCGCAAUUGAUAUAUACCUCAAGGCACAUCCAUGGUUAACAGACCAAGAGAUGGAGUUGUUGUGCACGCUGAUGAACUGCCAGAAGCUAUCGAUAGAGGCUAGUACGGAUGCAGUUCAGAAUAAGAUGUUGCCAUUGAGGGUGACAAUGCGGGUCCUAUUCUUCGAGCAACUCCGGUUGCGCUCCUACAUGGCUGGGUGGUUUGUCGUCUCAGACACCCUCGGAAGAGGGAGUAACGAGCGACCCUCUAUUGUGAGCUGUGUGGGAGGAGGAGACGUUGGCAUGAGGCUGAAUGAGGUGAGGGCGCGGAUGUCCCGCAUCGAGAACAAGUGUGAUAACAUCAAACAUGAGGUUAGAAAGCUGAGAAAGGGGAGAUGGAUCAACUUCUAUAAUAGGGUUGGUUUGAAAGUUAGAACUAAGUCUUUUGGAUCUCAAGUUUGA
Molecule: messenger RNA, 1710 nt
Organism: Salvia splendens (bonfire salvia)
Lineage: Eukaryota; Viridiplantae; Streptophyta; Magnoliopsida; Lamiales; Lamiaceae
Product: BTB/POZ domain-containing protein At5g03250
Exons: 4
Coding region: 1-1710 (569 amino acids)
Molecular function (GO): protein binding
Source: RefSeq, a predicted model, not a curated record